CGCUGUACUUAGGGACGCCAAAUGGGAGGGGACUAAAGUGUACAAAACGUACGCGAGGACAGAGUGUAGACAAAGUCUUGAAUGAAACGCUGCGCCGCGGUGAGAAAAUGGCUUUACGUGUGACUAUACGGUUAAGUUGAGGUCGUCGUGGAUGUUUAGGAGCCGAGAAUGCUGAGCUGCUGGUGUUCCUUUUGAGCUGAGACAGUGUAGCUGGUACUUGCAUCUACAAUGGCCACUCCAGAGGAUGAGAUUGAGCCCCCCUCUCAGGCCUCUGCAGCCCAAAUCCUUGAUAAAAGACGCUUCUCUCAUGACCUUCGCAUUCUGGGACGAGACGAGAUUGACAAACUCUUAUCCACCACCGAUGGCCGACCUUUUAGUGUGAUACAUCAUCUUCCAGAAUUAAAGGAGGAGGGUAUACCUUAUUUGAUACCUGGCAUCCCGAUCACAUGUCGAGUGGAUAACACAGAAAGAUACACUACUCGCUCUAAGGUCCAUGUCGGCACCUUGUACACAGUGAUGCUAACCCAUGGUCAAUUCCACUGGACGGUCAAAAGGAAGUACAAGCACUUCCAGGAGUUGCAUCGAGACCUUUACAACCACCGUAUGAUGAUUCACUUUCUGCCUUUGGGAAGAUUUGCAAAGGAGAGGCAACAGCUGAGGGCCAUGUCUGAGGAAAUGCCCAGCCUACGCGGUAAUCAACGGACUAGAAGGACCUCCAGCAAAAUGAAAUACCUUGAAGAGCACCUGAAUGAUCUCCUGGAAAACACGUUCUGUAGGAAUGACCACAGCAUGCUGGAGUUUCUCUCGGUCGGUGCUCUCUCCUUCGUCACGGAUCUUGGGCCCAAAGGCUUAGAAGGGCCCAUCUUCAAGAGGUCAGGGGGUCACCGUGUUCAAGGUCUGAAUUGCAUCGGCCAUCAUCAGAUUUGCUACCGCUGGUCAAGGCGGUGGCUGGUGGUGAAAGAUUCUUUCUUGAUGUACAUGAACCGAGAAAACGGAUGCAUCAACUUUGUUUUGCUCUUCGACCCCGAGUUCAACGUGAAAGUGGGCCGUGCUUACACGGGCACUAAAUACGGAGUAUGCAUCGACAACUUCACUCGGAAUCUGAUCAUCAAAUGCAGUAGCUAUCGACAAGCACAUUGGUGGAGUCAUGAAAUCAACCGGCUAGCUGCAACCUGCCAUUUCCUGAAAGUUCAACGCUUCGAUGGAUUUGCUCCUCCACGGGACAACACACUAACGAAAUGGUAUGUAAAUGGGAGCGACUACUUUGCCGACCUUGCCGAUGCGCUCGAGCAAGCAAAAGAGGAAAUUUUUAUCACAGACUGGUGGCUUAGCCCUGAAGUGUUCCUGAAGAGACCGGCGACCGAUAAUGUCUGGCGCCUGGAUGAAGUACUCAGACGCAAAGCUGAACAAGGAGUCAAAGUGUGUGUUCUGCUUUACAAAGAGGUGGAGCUUGCACUUGGCAUCAAUAGCGAGCACAGUAAGAGGACUCUGAUGGAUAUGCAUCCAAACAUCAAGGUAAUGAGACAUCCUGACCAUGUGUCAUCUGCAGUGAUCCUUUGGGCUCACCAUGAAAAAAUGGUGGCCAUUGACCAAACUGUAGCCUUUGUCGGGGGAAUUGACCUGGCGUUUGGGAGAUGGGACAACAGCCAGUAUCUGCUCACUGACCUUGACUCAACAGACACUGCUGGAAAAGUGAAAGAGACGGAGUCGCAAGGAGGGACGAAUGAGAAUGGUUUGGCUGGUCCAAAACCAUCCGAGAAUCAAACGCAGGAGGUUGUGGACCUGACAGACAACACUAAACUGUGGUUAGGCAAAGACUACAGCAACUUUAUUAGGAAAGACUGGGUCCAGCUGGACAGACCAUUUGAAGAUAACAUCGACCGUACGAGAGUUCCUCGCAUGCCGUGGCGCGACCUGUCGGCAGCUCUUCAUGGCAGAGCAGCCAGGGACGUGGCUCGUCACUUCAUCCAGCGCUGGAACUUCACGAAGAUCUUCAAAAUCAAGUACAAGGACGAUUUUUACCCUUACCUGCUCCCCAAAUCUCAUUGUUCUGCUGACAAACUGUCUUUUACGGUGCCUGGAUCCAAGAAGGCCAAAGUGCAGGUGUUACGUUCUGCGGAUCGGUGGUCUACUGGCACUUGUGAGAACUCAAUCCUCAGUGCCUACAUCCAUACCAUUGAGAACAGCCAGCACUACAUUUACAUCGAGAACCAGUUCUUCAUCAGCUGCGCCGAUGGCAAGACGGUCCACAAUGGAAUCGGCGAUGCCAUUGUGAACCGAAUCCUCCGUGCUUACAGAGAGCAGAAGAAAUAUCGGGUGUUUGUGGUGAUCCCACUUUUGCCUGGAUUUGAGGGAGACAUCAGUACCGGAGGGGGAAAUGCGAUCCAAGCCAUUCUUCACUUCACUUACAGGACUAUAUGUCGGGGGGAACAAUCCAUCCUGUCAAGACUCAGUGAAAUGGAGGACAAGUGGACAGAGUACAUCACAGUCUGUGGCCUGAGAACAAAAGCGGAGCUCUCCCAGUCGCCUGUCACUGAGCUCAUCUAUGUUCACAGCAAGACCCUCAUCGCAGAUGACCGCUGCUACAUAAUAGGAUCAGCCAACAUCAAUGAUCGCAGCAUGCUGGGGAGCCGGGACAGUGAGUUGGCAGUGUUUGUGGAAGAUGAAGAGAGGAUCCCGUCCAUCAUGGGAGGGGAGGAGUACGAAGCAGGACCCCUUACACUUGCUCUGCGCAAAGAGUGCUUCAGUGUUCUUGUUGGAGCUGCUUCAAAUCCCAGCCUCAAUAUUGAUGAUCCAAUCAGUGAUGACUUGUUCUUCUUGGUGUGGAAUUCUGCUGCCAAAAUGAAUGCCACGAUUUACAACAAGGUUUUCGGCUGCCUACCUUGUAAUUCUGUCCACAAUAUGCAAGAGCUGAAGGAGUACACCAGCAAGGAGCGCCUGACUGACACAGACCCCGAAAAGGCCAGGGAGGAGCUCAAGGCAGUCCAAGGACUGUUGGUCCACUUCCCUUUGAAGUUCUUGUGUGAAGAGAACCUGCUGCCUCCACUGAGCACCAGAGAAGGCAUAGCCCCUGUCUGGCUGUGGACAUAGCUGCAGAACAGCCCAUUCACAUUUCGAGGUAACAGUUGAGGAAUCAGUUACGGCUAACUUUACGUACAAUAGACUCAUAGUAAAUGUCGGCAGCCAUGGCAAUUUACUGGUGAGGAAAAUCCAACUUUGUCACCUUGUUCACAUUGACCACUGAAAUGUAGAUUUGAUCACUGACACGAUGUGAGACUAUUUGAUUGACAUUGGCCAGUUGUUUUUUUUUCUUAAAGCAUCCGCUUUACUAUGUUCACAAUUCAUCUCACAUGAUUUGAGUACAAAGUGUACUGUACAUUUAUUGGAGCAUUUUUUUUUUCUUUAGAUAGUUGGGUCUUCCCUGUUUUUUUCUCUGUGUCUCACUCUCCCUCCGAGGCUUCACCUCUCACUACAUUACCAGCAAAUCUGUCAGAAAAUCUGUGGUUGUUAUGGAGAUGGAUACAAAGAAAUGGCAGGCUAUUAGCUGAGAGAAAGACUGGGUGAUACAAGUGGGAAUAAGAUGUGGCCACUUAUGCAAGUGCAAUUCGUGUUUUAAAUGUUUUCAUUCCGAUGUUUGCGGAUUUACUGUUACUUGUUUUAAUGGGGUAUCCAAGUCCAAAAAUUUCUCUUUAAUAAUAUUUUCUAUGCAGUCCCACUAGCCUAAACAUGGUAUUCUGAUUAAUAUUGCAUUUGUGGAAUAUGAAUCAAGCGGAAAAAUCCACCCGUGGGGCUGUUUUAAAAAUAGCCCAGUAAUAGGACAUUGUGAUUUUCUAGGAAUGUUUAAAAGUGAUCAUUUAAAAAUGGGACUGGACUAUUAAGAGAGAUUUAUUAAAAUUGUGCUGCAAAUGUAUUUAGCUCACCCUUCAUCACAAAAGAGUCUCAAAGAGCCUCACAAGCCCACAGUUGACAAAAAUGCUUUCUUCAUAUUCCACAAACACAAUUCUAGUCUGUUUAGACUAGUGGGGGGUGGAUAGAACAUAUUAUUGUCAUGAAAAUUUUGACUUGACUUCCCUUUACGGCACCAUAGCCACUACAUAAAUUGUUGGAUUCGUCUUUGACAUUCCAUCAUCUUCUUCACUCUGACUAAAAAAAAAAAAAGAAAUGAAUCGUGGAUGUUUGAUUUCUUGAGCCACUUGAUUCCCAUUUGGACUCUACAAUUCUGUGUCCAUCUGCCUUCCACGUUAUCUGUGUACACUACUGAGUAGUCGUUGUAGAGUUUCAAUGGUGUCGUCAUAUAACCACAAAACAGUUGCAAUAUAGUAUGUCACAUUUACCAUAACACUGCUCUAAAUAGUCUUUGUAAGUAAUGUAUUUAACCUUUUGAUUUCUGUAGUGAAACGCGGGGCAGCAGAAACGUGCUAUAAAAAUGUAAGUCUAGCCAGUUAAAGCUUGUUAUAGCCAUGUCAUUUUUAGACUGUCGUUGACCAAUCUAGAAAAGUCUUGCGGCUGAACAAAUGCAGCAAGAAAACAUUCCAGUUGCUGAUUUAGAAACACUCUAGUACUUCCAGAGGGUGCACUCAAUGAUGCUUCCUGUUUGCAGACAAAUUGUGCUUGUUGUGAUGGAUUUUAAGUCUCUAUUAUCAUUAGAUGUGUCUCAUCUUCUCCACUGUAUGAAAAUGUAUAUCCCUAUUUUUUUUAAAUAUACACUAUGUCUGUCAGUGAUCCCCAACCUUUAGUGAGCCAUGGUACAUAUUUUAAGUUUGAAAAAUUGCACGGCACACCACCAAACAAAAUUGUCAUAAAAAGAGGAUACAUCUGUCAAUUUCAUACUUUUUGCCAUCUCAUAGAAGAUCAGUUAUUUGCUCUUUCUGUCACUAUAAGUUGCUGGCAUAGAUAGACAGACAAAGAUACAUUAUUCAUUCUUAAUAAAUAAUUUUCUCACCAAUUAAGUUGGAUAAUUUCCCGCAGCACACCGUGAGAACUCUCACGGCACACUGGUUGGGAAUCACUGAAGUCGAUGAUUCACACCUUUAUACUCCACUCCAUUGUUAAUAAUGUCCACCCAAAACAUGUCUGCGUUUGAGCCUCGUGCUAGGCUACUUCUCACUGUUAUUGUCAAGCAGAUUAAGGUAGCAUAUUACCAUAAUUUCCUCAUUUAACUGUACAAUAAGUGUCUGCAAAAAGAUGGCUAUGUAUCUAUUUGCUAUACGAAAUUGAUGUGCACAAGCCUCUAACAAAACCAGCAAUAUUGGACAGACUACAAUAUGAAGUGCCUGAAUCAUUACCACCAUAAACACAAGCCAACACCCACGGGUGUCAUUCUUUGUGAAGCACCUCAGAAGUGCUGCUUUUGUUGGGUACAACGGGUUUACUUACAUCUUCCUCAUACAUGGCUGUGAUAUAUAUUGACAAGUGACCUUCUCAAAUGUUUUCUACAAUGAUUAUUUUAUUGCACUAACCAAAACUUUUCACUACCAGAUUUCACAAAUGUAUUACUAUUGUGCUUUUCUCAUCAUAUUCUUUAUGAAUGUACGUCUCUGUAUUGGUUAUUCCUGCCUAAUGAAUUGUCACUCA
Messenger RNA from Hippocampus comes (tiger tail seahorse), 5574 nucleotides. It is a transcript of the gene pld2, whose product is annotated as phospholipase D2. Gene Ontology annotation, cellular component: intracellular membrane-bounded organelle; plasma membrane region. The transcript has 24 exons. The record is from RefSeq and is a predicted model, not a curated record. Gene Ontology annotation, molecular function: D-type glycerophospholipase activity; phosphatidylinositol binding. Gene Ontology annotation, biological process: intracellular signal transduction; regulation of vesicle-mediated transport; phospholipid catabolic process. Bases 229 to 3090 code for a protein of 953 amino acids. NCBI's taxonomy places the organism in Eukaryota, Metazoa, Chordata, Actinopteri, Syngnathiformes, Syngnathidae.